Molecule: messenger RNA, 1743 nt
Organism: Paecilomyces variotii
Lineage: Eukaryota; Fungi; Ascomycota; Eurotiomycetes; Eurotiales; Thermoascaceae
Product: R3H-associated N-terminal domain-containing protein
Exons: 3
Coding region: 229-1353 (374 amino acids)
Molecular function (GO): nucleic acid binding
Source: RefSeq, a predicted model, not a curated record
CCCUAUCUCAACCGGUCCGAGUACUCUAAGUUAGUUAUUAUUACGCAUUGCGUCUUAUCUCCCCUCGCUCGAUCUGUCCUCUUCUCUCCUGCAGUUCCGAUCUCUCCAGAGCUUGUGCGGGGUCUUUAAGACUGUUACAGUCUCGAACAAGCCCAGCAAGAAGGAUCUGUCUUUCCUUGAUACAUAGAUCUUCCAUACGGAGGUUCGGACAGGACACGAUCUGCGACGAUGGCCAUUCAUCCGACUCUGCAGACUGCCGCGCCAGGCACCCUGACGGCACAGCAGGCCCGGGCCAUAUCUGCUUGGACGGAACAGACUACAGCUUCGCUCCAGAACCUCACUAUCUCUCAAGAUGCCUCCACGGUGGCAGCAGGUACUGUUCUGAGAGGAACCAGUGUCUCUCUGACCAUUCCCCUCGAUGACCAUCCGUCAACAACCGAACCACGUCCUGCUCCACGUGCGAAAAUUGCCAACGGUGCGGGUGAAGAGCGACCGCAACGCGUCUCGCUCAGCUACCGACAUCGCGAGCCUAGCCGGCGGGACAGCCUCAAAAGACGGGAGGCCCUGCUCAAGGGGAAGGAAGGCAGCCGGCGUAGGCAGCGUUGGGAGAAUGACCGUCUUCUGAAUAACCCUUGGGCUCAGCCGCCUGCUCCCACUGACUGGCUUCCCCAGCCAACAUACCCGCGUCACGAGACCGUCCCCUACUACCUUGCGCCGCUGUGGGAUGCUCACUAUGCCCAUCAGGACCGCACCCACAGCAAGCGUUCUUCCAAGCGCGAGGAGAAGCAUCAGAUCCCGAAGGAGCUUCGUAUGAGGCUAAAGCAUGCGCGUGCGGCCCGCGGACUGCUCCAGGACCUCGAGGAAGAUAUCAGACACUUCGUCCAGAAGUGGAACGAGAAGCAGCUGAUGCUCGAGGACGAAGGUCUGACUGAUGCUCCAUCGCCCGCAGACAUCUCUGAGGAUGAAGAUGAGAUUGUCUUUGUGGGCAGAAACGGACAGAUGCACGACUCUCCUGAGCGGAAGCGCGUGCUGAGACAGAUGCGAAAGGACCUCAGCCAGCAUCAGGAGCGCGACGGAGAGAAGAUGGUCUUUGAGAGUCUGGCCGGUGACCGCGGUGCUGGGUUUGGACGCUGGCUCGUCCACUCUAUUGCAUCGUACUAUGGACUUCACACCUGGUCUGUCACCAUGGGCAACCCUUCCCGUCGUGCAGCCUUUGUUGGGUUCUAUCCUCCUCCGCCUAGCACGCGGGAUGAACAGGUUUCGCUUCCACCAGCCUCGAUGACUGCUUCUCGCCGGGACGUCACCAUUAAGCCAGGAGAGCCACUUCCACGACCCCUUUGGGCCCAGAUCUAGAUUUGUAAUCGAUUCCUCAUUCUUUGCGUCAGAUAGACGUGAGAGGCGUAUUGUGCGCUGUAUACUUUCCAUUUGUUACAGGUGAGACAGGCGGGACGCGUCAGGGUAUUCACUUGAUACUACCGGGCAUCGCAACCUGCCAGUGUAGGAUAUAUCGAGAAACAUUGUUUGCCCUUUGUUCUUCUGACAGAGUCAUCAUCUAUAGAUGUAAAACAUUGCUUCACAUCUGCCGACAGGUAUUAUGUCGGGAGUGGAAGAAAUGUAGCAGGAACUAACUCAUCGACGACGCAUAAUUGGCAUUAGUCGAGUUAAAGCUGGAUUCACUCGAUUCGAGAUUUCCGGUAACAAUGGCUGUAUCAUCGCCUAUGAGCCCAACCUCUUUACAAAUUA